Messenger RNA from Monomorium pharaonis (pharaoh ant), 1861 nucleotides. It is a transcript of the gene rdgBbeta, whose product is annotated as cytoplasmic phosphatidylinositol transfer protein 1. The record is from RefSeq and is a predicted model, not a curated record. The coding region runs from base 189 to 1046 and encodes 285 amino acids. Gene Ontology annotation, cellular component: cytoplasm. Gene Ontology annotation, biological process: phospholipid transport. The transcript is spliced from 8 exons. NCBI's taxonomy places the organism in Eukaryota, Metazoa, Arthropoda, Insecta, Hymenoptera, Formicidae. Gene Ontology annotation, molecular function: phosphatidylinositol transfer activity; phosphatidylinositol binding.
UCGAUCACCGCGCGCGAAACGGCGAACUUCACUUCGUCGCGCGGAUUGUAUUGUUUAUUCCACGUAACGUCGGACGCAGGAAAAUCGUGAGGUUGACCGCUCUAGGUGAGGACGCGUGGUGAAAAGGGUUGUCAAUUGUUGAACGCACGAUCGACUCCUUAAAAGAUUGGAGGACGCAGUAAUCGAGAAUGGUUCUCACGAAGGAGUACCGUAUCUGUAUGCCGCUCACUACGGAAGAGUACCGCAUCGGCCAGCUAUACAUGAUCGCCAGACAUAGUCAUGAACAAUCCGAUAAUGACGAGGGAGUGGAGGUAGUGGAAAACACCGUCUGCGAGGAUCCUGUUCACGGAAAGGGUCAGUACACGGAGAAAAGGAUCCACCUGUCUAGUAAACUCCCUUAUUGGAUCCAGUCCAUUCUGCCACGAAUAUUUUAUGUGACGGAAAAAGCAUGGAACUAUUAUCCCUUUACUAUCACCGACUACACUUGUUCCUUUAUACCAAAGUUUCAUAUAGCGAUAAAUACCCGGUACGAGAACAACAAUGGCUCUACAGAGAAUUGUUUAGGACUGUCACCCAUUGAAUUAAUCCAUCGAGAAGUCGAUUUUGUGGAUAUUGCAUACGAUGAGAUCUCUGCAAAGCAUUAUAAGGAGGAGGAAGAUCCAAAAUAUUUCCAAUCGAAAAGAACAGGUCGUGGUCCUCUGGUUGAAGGCUGGAGGGAUACAACGCAACCCAUAAUGUGCUCGUAUAAAUUAGUUCACGCCUCAUUUGAAGUCUGGGGCAUGCAAACGAGAGUGGAAGAGUUCAUACAUAGAUGUAUAAGGGACAUUCUACUACUGGGUCACAGACAGGCCUUCGCCUGGAUCGACGAGUGGUAUGAUAUGAACCUGGAGGAUGUACGACAAUACGAGCAGAAAAUGCAAGCCGAGACGAACGAAAAGGUCAGACUAAAAAAUCAAGUUGACGAAAAGCAGACUGCUACACCGUCCUCGUCUAUGCCAACCACACCAAAAUCACCCACACAACGAUCGUGGUUUUCCUGGUCGUAGCCACAAUUAGUAGCAACAAUUUUAGGUUCUGCGGCAGGUUUUCGUUAAUCUGGUUAAUAUUAUGCAACAGAAAUGAAUGGCAUUCUUUAUUGCUCAUAUCCAUUUUUUACCAAUCUCAGAGAAUGCGCAAAUCAGGCAUAACAUAUUUUUUAAAUCAAUUUUACGUUAGUUUAAUCAGUUUUUUUUUUACUUAUCUAAAAAUUUGUGCAAUUUUUGAAAGUAUAAGAACAGUAAUUUUAGAGAAUGUAAGUAAAAAUUUAUUAUCAUUAAUCUAGCUUAAGCAGCCGGUAUUUUUUGUUAAAGAAAAACUUCAGAGGAUUAUUAAACAAUAAUUAUUAUUAAUGUUAUUUUCAAACAAAACAAAAUUGAUAUUAUUUUUAAAAGACUAUGUCUCUAAUUGAUUAUUACAUUUUUUGGAAUGUUCUAUAUAUAUAAAUGUAGUUCCAUACAUAGACUUGCUGUGAUGAUUUUUACUUGCAUACUGUAAAGAACCUGAAAAUAUAUCGUACUUUGUGUGCGAUUGCACAUAUAAAUUUUAAGAAUGCCUAAAGGAAGUUGGUCUAAGUCGUUCCACAAAAACUGACAUACAGUUAAAUGAUGAAAUUUAAAUCAUGAAAUUUAACCGCACAUUUUAGUUACACCUUGUAUAUGCGAAUAACUUUCACUUACGUUUUGCUCGCGUGCGUUAGCAGUAAAUUGUUUUUAUCAUGUAAAAUUCUAUAGUGUAAUUUAUUUAUAAGGUGUUAAACUUUUAUUCGCAGUUUGAUGUAUAGAGGCACUGAAAAAUGUAUGAAAAUAUAUGUGUUUGCAAAUAA